AGACUCAAGGGUUCUGUCCGUUGAUCCAAUUCCAACCUUUAAACCUUUGUUUUUCAUGAUUUCUACUCCGCACUGCACAGCGCUACACUGUAAACAUGAACAGUCUGUGGUUAGGAGUUGAGCUGCUGUUGUGUUGUGCAGCCAUAUGUGUAACCGGGGUGAGAAGGGAAUAUUUUAUCAGGAUUGAGGAAGUCUCCUGGAACUAUGCUCCAAGUGGGAGGAACGUCAUUCAGAAUCGCUCCCUGCAGGAGGAUGAAGAAGCAUCAGUCUUUCUAAAAAAAGGUCCCCAGCGAAUCGGUCCGACCUACAAGAAGGCUGUUUAUAAGCAGUACAGCGACGCCACCUACAGGACAGAAGUGACAAAACCUGAGUGGUUGGGUUAUCUCGGACCGUUGCUGAUGGCCGAGGAGGGAGACGUAGUGAUAAUCCUCCUAAGGAACGCAGCAUCCAGGCCUUACAGCAUCCAUGCACAUGGACUCAACUACACCAAGGGCAACGAAGGAGCUCUUUACCCAGACGGCACUGAUCAAACACAGAAACGGGAUGACUGGGUGGCCCCAGGUUCAACAGUGAAAUACGAGUGGACACUUCCAGGAUCCAAUAGUCCAACAUCUGAGGACAGUAACUGUAUGACCAGGUUUUACCACUCCCACGUCCGCCCACCAAAUGAUAUCAACUCAGGACUGAUAGGACCCCUUCUCAUCUGUAAAACAGGAACGCUGGACGUCCACGGUGACAGGUCUGCAGACUACACAUAUGCUCUGCUGUUCCUGGUGUCGGACGAGAAUCUCAGCUGGUACCUGGAUGACAAUAUCAGAACGUACAUCUCAAAUCCUGCUAGGAACCUGAAGGAGGAUGAAGAUUUUAUUGAGAGUAACAAGAUGCACGGAAUAAACGGCUUUCUUUAUGGUAACCUACCUGGACUGAGCAUGUGCCAAGGCAACAAGAUCCACUGGCACCUGAUUGGAUUAGGCAAUGAGGUGGACAUGCAUUCAGUUCACUUCCAUGGCCAGAUCCUGACCAGUCUGAAUCACCACACAGACAUCAUCAGCCUUUUCCCAGCCUCCAGCACUACAGCAGAGAUGGUGGCGGAUAAUCCCGGACACUGGCUGUUGACGUGCGAUGUCAAUGACCAUCUGAUGGCUGGAAUGCAGGCUUUGUUUGAGAUUAAGAAGUGUUUCCCCAAUGUUCACAAACCCCGUCCCUAUGGCGAGCUCAGACAGUUCUUCAUUGCUGCAGUGGAAGAAGUCUGGGAUUAUUCUCCCACGUUGCCGAGUGACAGGUUUGUUAGAUCAGAAUCACAGAUUCAAACACAGAUUAUGCUAAUCUCUAAGCUAUUCUGCUGCUCUCUGCGCAGUGAGGCUGAAGCGUUUGUAUCCAGAGGUCCAAAACGCAUCGGAAGUCGUUAUAAGAAAGUGCGAUAUGUGGAAUACACCGACAACACCUUUGCAACAAAGAUGCUGCGUAGCCCAGAGGAGAAACACCUUGGAAUUCUGGGCCCGGUGGUGCGAGCCGAGGAGAAGGACACCAUCAGGGUGGUGUUUAAGAACCUUGCCAGCCGGCCCUACUCCAUUCAGCCACAUGGAGUCCAGUACACUAUAGAACAGGAUGGGACUCUUUACUAUAAUGAACUGGAAGAAUCGCACACAGCAAAGAAAAUACGAGAGCUGAAGAAGGAGACAAGAGUGGUGACUCCUCCCCCAGCUGCUCUGGUCAGACCUGGAGCUGUGUAUACCUACGAGUGGUCGGUACCAGUGGGUGCCGGUCCGGUCCAAGGGGAGCCUGACUGUCUCAGCUAUCUCUACUACUCUGGGGUGGACCCUGUGAAGGACACAAACUCUGGGCUGGUUGGACCUCUCCUCGUUUGUCGACCUGGAUCUUUAAAAAAAGGAUUUCAGAGAAACUAUAAUAAAGAGCUUCACCUCAUGGCUACGGUGUUUGAUGAGAAUCUCAGCUGGUAUCUUGAUGAGAACAUCUUGACUUUUGCUACUGCUCCCAACACAGUCAACAAAGAGGACGAAGACUUCAUGGACAGCAACAAAAUGCACGCUAUCAACGGGUAUGUGUACAGGAACCUUCCUGGUCUGUACAUGUGUAAGGGGGAUAAAGUCUCAUGGCACCUGUCGGCUCUGGGCACAGAGACGGACAUCAUCAGUCUUUACUUCCAGGGCAACCGGUUCCUCUACCGCCAGAACAGAAGAGACACCAUCAACGUUUUUCCUCACAUCUCCCACACUGUUACGAUGGAACCGGACAGCAUGGGUCAAUUUGAAGUGGUUUCUGCUACAGUGGACCAUUACCGAGGUGGGAUGCGAGCCAACUACACUGUAGAAAAGUGUGGCCUUUUUCAGCGACAGGGUGAGGUGAUGCUCCAUUCAAAGACUUUCUACAUUGCUGCCAUGGAAAUAGACUGGGACUAUUCUCCUAAUCGCACCUGGGAGGCAGAGAUGUUCAGAAACAUUGGACAGAAUCCUGCUGGCACCUUUUUGGACAAGCGAGAUGGAUUUAUAGGCUCUCAGUACAAGAAGGUUGUUUACCGAGAGUUCACCAACAACAAAUUUACCACACAGGUUGAAAGAACACCUGACAUGGAACACCUGGGCGUUAUGGGUCCAAUGAUUCAUGCUGAGGUGGGAGACAAAGUUAAGGUGGUUUUUAAGAAUAUGGCGUCCAGACCUUAUUCCAUCCACGCCCACGGAGUAAAAACAGAAACUCCUGAUGUCCACCAGACGCAACCUGGUGAAACUCAUACAUACACCUGGUACGUCAACAAGAACACAGGCCCGACCGCAGAGCAGGAGGAGUGCUCUGUUUCAGCGUAUUACUCCACAGUAGAUAUCGUAAAGGACCUUUACAGCGGGCUGACCGGUCCUUUAGUGAUCUGCCGUCGUAGCUGGGCCAGGAGAUUAGGACUAAAGAAGGAAGUAGAAGAGUUUGCACUGCUUUUCCUGGUUUAUGAUGAGAAUGAAAGCUGGUAUUUUGAUGAGAACAUCAGGAGGAACAUCAGGAACCCUCCGCCAAACUUAAAGGAUGAUGAAGAAUUUAUUGAGAGCAAUAAAAUGCACGCAAUAAAUGGUUUUGUGUUUGCCAACUUGAAUGGUCUGAACAUGGAGGUGGGCGAUAAAGUGUACUGGUACCUGAUGGCAAUGGGCAACGAAGUAGACAUACACACUGUUCACUGGCAUGGUCAUAGUGUGGAGUAUAAGCUAGGUGGAGGUCCCCACCGCGUCGACUCAUACGAGCUGUUUCCAGCCACCUUCCAGACGGUAAAGAUGCGUCCUCAGUUUCCUGGUUCCUGGCUGCUCCACUGUCACGUCUCUGAUCACAUCUCAGCUGGAAUGGAGGCCAUAUACACCGUCACCGACAAGUCAAAGAAACGUUGAUUGAGGGGCUGAACUGAUGAAGAAGUCAAUCGAAACAGAAACAAACAAGUUAAAUUUAGAUUUAUCUGCCUGAUUUCAUGAUUUUUUUGUACAAACCGAUCCAGCGUAAACAACUUCUAACAGCAGCUGGACACAAAUUACGUAACCAUUUUAAAUUAAAAAAUGCGUCCUAGGCAUGUGCUUUAACAUUUUUGACAAACUGCCAGACUGUUGUGAAAAAGCAUCAAUAAAACUUCAUUAUUUAACACAUUUUAUUAGCUUCAUUGGUGAUUUUUUUGUUGACUCAAUAAUAACAAGAGACUACACAAAAAGCGGAGGACAUUUUGGCAACAACUGGGUGUAACUUCUAGAAAUUAUGUUUCAGCAAAGAUUUGAAAAUAAUUCAAAUUUGAAAGUAAAUGAAGGAAUGAGGAGCUGCACAGUGGAAUAGUGUUUAGCUCUGUCACCUUGCAGUAAGGAGGUCUUGUGUUCGAAUCCCAGCCUGGGGUCUCUCUGGGUACCCUGUUUUUCUCCCACAAUCCAAAAAUAUAACUGUCAGGUUGAUUGGUCUCUGAAUUGACCUUUGGUGUGAGUGUGUGAGUGUGUUUGUGUGUGUGUGUGUGUGUGUGUGUGUGUGUGUGUGUGUGUGUGUGUGUGUGUGUGUGUGUGUGUGUGUGUGUGUGUGCAUGGUUGUACAAUGGACUGGUAACCUGUCCAGGGUGUACCCCGCCUGCUUGCCUGACGACUGCUAGAGAUGGGCACCAGCCCCCCCACGACCCUGCUUGGAUAAAUGAUGAUGGAUGAAGGGAUGAGUUUGUUGUCUCUUUAUUGUGAAAUGUUAUAACAAACUAUGUGCAAACAGAAUUGUUGAAAUAAAUGGACUUUAGCAUCA
Nothobranchius furzeri (turquoise killifish) is the source of this 4254-nucleotide messenger RNA. It is a transcript of the gene cp, whose product is annotated as ceruloplasmin. Gene Ontology annotation, cellular component: plasma membrane. Gene Ontology annotation, molecular function: oxidoreductase activity; copper ion binding; signaling receptor activity. The record is from RefSeq and is a predicted model, not a curated record. Lineage: Eukaryota; Metazoa; Chordata; Actinopteri; Cyprinodontiformes; Nothobranchiidae.